Messenger RNA from Copidosoma floridanum, 537 nucleotides. RefSeq lists its product as uncharacterized. The record is from RefSeq and is a predicted model, not a curated record. Gene Ontology annotation, biological process: proteolysis. Lineage: Eukaryota; Metazoa; Arthropoda; Insecta; Hymenoptera; Encyrtidae. Gene Ontology annotation, molecular function: aspartic-type endopeptidase activity.
AUGGGACAAAUAAAGGCCCUUUUCGAUGCGAUCGAUCAAGAAUCUAUUACCAAGAAUAUGAUUACGUCACGAAUAACAGCGCUUAAUCGUGUGUGCGAUGAAGCUCGAACUGUCCAUGCUGAUAUCGUCGUGCGCGAAGAUGCUGAGUCGGACCCUUAUGUCGCUUCGAAAAAAUUUACUUUACAACAGAGCAUUUACGAGGGUUACCUCAACAAGUUACUGACAGUCCUCACUGGUUUAGAGGAGGCCGAAAGAUCAAAUCGCCCCCCACGGAACGACCCUAACGUAUCGGUUAACAUCGACCCUCAAUUAGGAAAAUUACCAAAUCUUGCCCUUCCGUCUUUCUCGGGGAAGUACGAAGAUUGGGAAAGUUUUUUGGGCCUGUUUGUAUCUCUCGUUCAUGAGAUCGAUUACAUUUCUGAUGUCAAUAAAUUACAGUAUCUCAAGUCAUGCCUUACUGGAAAUGCUGCGGAUCUCGUGAAGGACGUGACGCUCAAAGGGGACAACUAUUCUCCGAUGCAGCGCAGAGAAUUGUGA